Messenger RNA from Carica papaya (papaya), 1622 nucleotides. RefSeq names its product 14-3-3-like protein D. Lineage: Eukaryota; Viridiplantae; Streptophyta; Magnoliopsida; Brassicales; Caricaceae. The record is from RefSeq and is a predicted model, not a curated record.
UAGUGCAAAAUCCUUCUUAGAGCUAAAAACUAAUUAAUUAAUUAGAAGAAAAGAAGCAAGAGUACUGUAAUUGUCAGGCGGUCACAACAUUCUUAAGAGGCCAAGGCGCUGGCCAGGUGACAGUUCCUGAUUGGACCAUGCUCUCUACUAACUGCCCAUAAAAAACCCUCGCCUUCUACCGGCACCGGUAAAUGCAGGUCACCUAUAAAUAACCAACUACAGAAGAAAGGUUUCUCUCUCAUCCCACACAUAAAGCUUUCAAAUAGAGCAGAGGGAAAGUACAACUGCACGAAUCAAGAGAAGUUAGGAAGUGCAGACUCUGAAGGUUGCAAGAUUCUUUGGCGAGCAAGAUUGAUCAUGGCUUCCUCUAAGGAUCGUGAGAAUUUAGCAUACAUUGCCAAGCUUGCCGAGCAAGCCGAACGUUAUGACGAUAUGGUGGAUUGUAUGAAGAAACUUGCGAAACUUAAUGUUGAAUUGACUGUUGAGGAAAGGAAUUUGUUGUCUGUUGCGUACAAGAAUGUGAUUGGUUCAAGGAGAGCAUCGUGGAGGAUCUUGUCGUCAAUUGAGCAGAAAGAGGAUUUAAAAGGAAAUGAAGCAAAUGGCCAACGAAUCCAGGAAUACAGGGAGAAGGUGGAGUCAGAACUAUCAAAAAUUUGCAGUGAUGUUAUAGUAGCAAUUGAUGAGCAUCUAAUACCAUCUUCCACGGCCGGAGAGUCAACUGUUUUCUACUAUAAAAUGAAAGGAGAUUAUUACCGGUAUUUGGCAGAAUUUAAGGCUGGUGAUGAGAAGAAAGAGGUUGCUGAUCAGUCUCUAAAAGCAUAUCAGACAGCUUCUACAAUGGCCGAGAAAGAUUUACCUCCUACUCAUCCUAUCCGGCUGGGUUUGGCUCUUAAUUUCUCUGUCUUCUACUAUGAGAUCAUGAACUCUCCUGAGCGAGCCUGCCACCUGGCAAAGCAAGCUUUUGAUGAAGCUGUUUCGGAGCUGGAUUCCUUGAGCGAAGAAUCAUACAAGGACAGCACUUUGAUUAUGCAGCUAUUAAGGGACAAUCUCACCUUGUGGAAUGCUGACAUCCCAGAGGAUGGAGAUGAUCCCAAUCUUGAAAAUUCUGAUAAAGAUGCAGAGUGACCUGAGGGAGCCUCCUUAUAAGAACCUGAUGUAUGAAUAACUGAAGAAAGAUAGAUACGAUUUUGGCUCUCUUUUCUGUUUUGUUGGUCUAAUUCCCUAGAUGCUAUCUUUUCCAUCAUGUGGUGGUAUCAGUCUGUUUCUUAGUCUUCAUUUAGGCAGAGACUGUGGGGCUAUUCAGUGAGUUACCUGCAGCAUUGAUCUUUGGUCGUUUCAAUUGCCUUCUUCCAAUUACUUUCUUUGGCAUUUACAUUAUGUGCCAUUCUAAAAAUUGGAUACAGGUGUCCAUUAGAGUACUGAGGUCAGUGGAAGGGAGGCUGGUCUAUGUCAGAUUUAAGAUUUUAGUGUAGCAUUAAACCCUCCAAUUUGAAUUCCAAUGCAGCAUUUGAACGCACAAUACAUGUCGUUUGCGAAGUAGAUCCUUGUGAUUGCUCAUUACCGUUUUUGAAUCUUUACGUGUAUUCUUUCUAUUUGACACCUUUACGCGUCUAUUUUAGGAA